UCAAGGGUUGCCGCUGUCAUUGGUGCUUAGCUUGCGGCCCUCGCGAGGUCAUGACGGUCACAUUUCUCACCUGUUUAUUGCUCUUUGUAUUCGAUGGUUUACAGUCAUCAUAUGCUAACUACAUAUACACUUACGCAUACGAGUCAAAGGUCAAAGGGUUACAGAAAUACGAAGGUGCCGUUCUUGAUGCUUGCUUCUGG
Molecule: messenger RNA, 200 nt
Organism: Candidula unifasciata
Lineage: Eukaryota; Metazoa; Mollusca; Gastropoda; Stylommatophora; Geomitridae
Source: the annotation of a GenBank genome assembly